Molecule: messenger RNA, 3324 nt
Organism: Miniopterus natalensis
Lineage: Eukaryota; Metazoa; Chordata; Mammalia; Chiroptera; Miniopteridae
Gene: C17H17orf78
Product: chromosome 17 C17orf78 homolog
Source: RefSeq, a predicted model, not a curated record
AAAUCACUUUCCUUAAUAGAAAUCUCUUUCUCUCUUUAUGUUGGUGUGUAAGUCUGUGUGCCUGUGCCAGUGAGCAUUAUUGAAUGUCUACGUGUCUACCUGCAAGUAUUUAUAAAGCAUAUCACUGGGCGUUUAUGCCCUUUCUCCUAGGGAAACCUCUAGGUAAUUACCGUUUCUUAUGUUGGCACAGCAGUGGUCAAGGAAGACCUUCUGAGUCAAUGGUUAACAAGCAGACUUGGUCCUCUCUCCAAUCAGCUCUAUUCCUGGGUCUUCAGGAAAUGGGGCAAAAUAAUUAGGGUGGAACCAGACUCUCCCAGGGUCAAACUUGGUUCCAGGGCAGUGAAAACACCUAGAGACAAAGCUAUAAGGGACAGUGACAGAUUAAGCAGCAUACUCUCUCUGCAAGGAGCAUGUACUCAAGCUGACAUGGAUACCAUCUUGGUUUUCAGCCUAAUCAUUACAUCCUAUGAUGCCAACAAGAAAGAAUUCAGAGAUAGCAGUUGCCAAGUGGAACAGCUCCCUGGGCUCUUUCCAAAGGGUGUGAGAAGCAUCAAGGAUGUGCUAAUGCCAGAAGCUCAGGCAGAAGCCAGCAGGUCCACCUUCAUCCAAAAUCUGACUGUGGCUACCCUGCAGUGCCUUGGCUCUGGGAGUGAAGUAAAAGUGAACCUUGUAUAUUCAGAGAAAAGGCCAAAGGUCAAGCAUGCGCUAAAGAACCUGAGAGUCAUUGCUGCUCCCCACAGAAACAACACUGCUUUCCCAAGCUGUCACCUAACCCCCACAUCCAAGUUUCAUAAUGGUUCUCUUCUAACUGGCAAAGCUUUUUUACCAGGGAUCUUCCAAUGUAAGGUCUAUCCAGUGAUGGUGGCUUCGUCAGAGAUUUUUCGCACCACUACCACCUCCAUAACUCCAGCGAAUAAAAAAGGAGAGAUAACUACAAGUAUUGACACAGAUGAAAACCUAGAGAAGAGGAAGAAAUGGAGCACUGUGGUCAAAUUUCUGAUUGCUAUCACUCUGUUGCUCAGUGCAAUUGCCAUUACAGUGUUUGUCAUUUUUGGAGUCCCAUGUCCUUGUCAAUGCCUGAGAGCCAGAGAGCUAUGCCAGUGCCGGGGACUGUGGAAAAGGCAAAGGACGGGAGGUCAGCAACCUGAGGCAGCCGAAUCCCAGCCUGACUCUCAGCCAGUGAAGGAAAGUGUUGGAGAAAAUGCUCCCAACGCAAGCUCAAAGCAAGUUGCCGGGAUCACUGUUCUCCACCAGACAUACUUCUGAAAAGUUCUGCUCUGCUUCACAUACCGCGUGGCGGGUACGACGCUGCCCUCUCCCUGUUAUUAAUCACGAUGGGCAGAUUCUUGCCAGUUCUACACUCACAUCUUCAGCAGGAACAUUACAAUCGAACAGUAAUGCCAGGUAGAGCCUGGGCUUAGCAAUCAGUUACCCUCAUGCCACUGGUGCUGACUGAGUCACAAGUCUCUGAGAUUCGCUUUGUACUUCCACAAAAAAUGGGUAUCUUCUCAUCCUGUCUAAUGAAAACAGAAAGUCUUCCCUCUGGGCACUGUGAAUGGACCGACUGACAAAAGGUUUAAACACAGCCUCCAAAGAAAGGGUCAGAGCAGCCACAAGGGUGGCACAGUUCACCAACUCCUGUCAUCUUCAUGGCUGACUUCACGCUCACUGGCUGUCAGCUGGCUUAGGGAGGUGGUCCUGUGUCCCCAAGGCUGACAGCCGUCGGGUUUAUGAUUUCCCUCUGCCACCACAAGCAGCAUGAGCACGCUGGUGGAGGGAAUGGGAAUGUAAGCAUGCCAAAUGUCCUCCUCAAGAAGCCCCGAGGGGCUCAGAGGCUGCAGAUCAACAGGACCCAGGUGAGGUCUCCAGACAGGAUUGGGUCUGACAUAUCCCACCACAGAGCGAGCAGCGAGCACUCUGAACAAGGACACCAGAGUAAAAUGAUUAUCAUGAUCUUCCUCAUGGAGGCACAGCUCUUAGUAAAGUCUGACCUGCUGAAGUAAGAGUUUGGUAGGAAAGUGGAAAGAGCUGAUGCUAAAGGAGGGUUUAGGUAAGAAAGGGAACAGUGGAGGGAUAAAAUUGUCAUCCUGCCUCCUUUCAUAAGGGGCUGAAGCCAUUCCAUUGUCUGUGGUAAAACAUGCCUGUUUCUAACUAACUGUUUUCUUAGUUCUCUGGUAAAAACCAUACACAAACCGUAGCUGUCUUUCUUUCACUUCAAGUACUGUCUAAAAAAGAGUGAUCCUCAAAACUGUACCAGCAUAAGCCCUGAAUUAAUUUUCAAGCUGAGCCUGAAAGAGAUGGAACAGAGAGAAAGCAUGGGUGAUGGCAGUUUUCAAGGAAGCCCUGGAGACCCUCUAGGCGUCCUAAAGCCCCACAGAGCCUUGAAGAGGACAGAGCACUGGGGCUUGCAUUUGGAUGAAUGAGUAUAUUACCUGCACCCUUCCACCGAUUCACAUCACUCCCCUUCAUCCUGCCACCUGUGGUUCAGUCUGACCAUGAAAUGGGGGGCGGGAGGCUUGUUCCUUCCCAAGACCAAGAGGGAGGGUGAUUAAAAGCAUUCUAUGCUUAGGGUCUAGGACGGAUGCCUACAUUCAUAGCCCCCAUUCCCAGCCUCAUCCACCACAGAAUGUCCUUUAAUCAAGAAACAUGAGAUUUUUCAGGACAUGAAACCUGGCGCAAAGUCUACAUUCAUUAAUGCUUCUGUAAGAGUAUAAUUUGGAUAACAUUUAUAGUUACUUUCUUUACAGAAAUUCACUGAUGGGAUCAAAAUCAUUUAUUUUGCUUUGGGGACAACUUGUUUCCCCUGACAAAGCAAGGUCCCUCUGAGGAUUUUCUGACUCCCUAAUCAGUUAAUCAUUUUGAAUCCCAUACGCUUUUAACAGUGGAGAUCUUUGAAAACUAAGAGAUGGAUGGGAGAGAUAGCAGAGGGGAAGGGAGAAUUCCCAUGUGGAGUUCGGGAUGGGCACCUCAGUCUGCAGAUCACUUCACAGCAGGACACAAUUCUCCCUGUCACCACUACAGAGUAAGUUAUAGUCUCAACUUGAUAAAACACUGUUUCUAUGGAGUGCCAACUAUUCCUCUGAGGAGUAGUUGGCAAGGUUUUUAUUGCAAAGUCUUUCUCAUUAAGUUACCACCCUAUGUUUUUCAAUUAUUAAAGCACAUUCUCAUUAUAACAAUUUUUAGAAAAUACUGGAAAAGUUAAAGAAUAAAAGAAAAAAAUAUACCUAAUCCUUUCUCCCAGAGACAACCACUGUUAACACUUUGAUGCACCACUUUAUAGACAUUAUAACUACAUAUCCUUAUACAUAAAAAUACACAUAUGUU